Molecule: messenger RNA, 726 nt
Organism: Auxenochlorella protothecoides
Lineage: Eukaryota; Viridiplantae; Chlorophyta; Trebouxiophyceae; Chlorellales; Chlorellaceae
Product: putative ubiquitin receptor RAD23a
Exons: 7
Coding region: 1-726 (241 amino acids)
Biological process (GO): proteasome-mediated ubiquitin-dependent protein catabolic process; nucleotide-excision repair
Cellular component (GO): nucleoplasm; cytosol
Molecular function (GO): ubiquitin binding; damaged DNA binding; polyubiquitin modification-dependent protein binding
Source: RefSeq, a predicted model, not a curated record
AUGAAGGUCACCGUCAGGACCGUGACGGGCAGGACCUUCCAGCUGGAUUUUGCUCCCGAGACACAGAUCCUGAAAGACGACGCCACGCUGACGGGGAGCAAUGUCUCCGAGUCUGGCUUCAUCGUGGUCAUGGUCAUCAAGGAGGCCGCCUCCCAGCUUGCCAGGGGCUCGGAGCUGGAGGCCAAGGUGGCCGCCAUCGUGGACAUGGGCUUCCCGCGCGAGGAGGUGCAACGUGCCAUGCGCGCCGCCUUCAACAACCCCGAGCGCGCCGUGGAGUACCUCAUGUCCGGCAUCCCUGCCGGCCUGGGGUUCCAGAUGCUGAAGGCCAUGGUGCAGCAGAACCCCGCCCUCCUCCAGCCCAUGCUACAGGAGCUGGGCCGGAACAACCCGGCGCUGCUGGAGCAGAUCAACGCCAACCAGGCCGCCUUCCUCGCCAUGAUCAACGAGCCCAGCGCGGCGGGGGGCGCGGACCUGGAGACCCUGGUGCAGCAGCUGGCGGGCGAGUACGAGGGCGGCGAGGGCGGCGGCGAGGCCAUGGACGAGGGGGAUGUGCCCCCUGGGGCCAACGUGGUGGAGGUCCACCUCUCGCCGGAGGAGGUGGAGGCCGUCGAGCGGCUCGUGGGCCUCGGCUUCGACCGCCAGGUGUGUUUGGAGGCGUUCCUCAUCUGCGACAAGAACGAGACCCUGGCUGCAAACUACCUGCUGGAGAACGGGCAAGACGCAUAG